This is a messenger RNA of Theileria orientalis strain Shintoku, 2841 nucleotides long. RefSeq lists its product as uncharacterized. Gene Ontology annotation, cellular component: ribonucleoprotein complex; nucleus; cytoplasm. The transcript is spliced from 4 exons. NCBI's taxonomy places the organism in Eukaryota, Apicomplexa, Aconoidasida, Piroplasmida, Theileriidae. The record is from RefSeq and is a predicted model, not a curated record. Bases 1 to 2841 code for a protein of 946 amino acids. Gene Ontology annotation, molecular function: mRNA binding.
AUGACAAACUCAUUUCAAAACGAUAUUCCGGACAUUUAUACCGACAGCAGUUCUGACUCCAGCGACGAUGAUUAUAUUAAGGAUCUGGUUUCGACGAAGGGCAUUAGUUCAGAAAGGAGCGCACCCAAUUCCCAGGAAUUAAAAACUCCAGAUAAAGUAGCCACUUUGUCACAAAGUCCCCCCAAGGAUACACCGAAGAAGGAAGCACUGUCAGGUGUAACUAGUCCCGAUCACGGGGACUCGCAUAAGCUGAGCGCUAAGAGCGUCAAGAGUCCAAAAACCAACACCAAAAAGGGAGAUAAGGAAGAUAAGCCAGACGCCAAGGACAAAGAGGCCAAGGAGGCCAAAAAAGCAGCGAAGAAACAGGAAACGAAGUCUAAGAAGGCGAAGGCAGCAGCUGAAACCAGCGACAUAGUUAAAGACAAGCUGAAGGAGCUGGAUAUGAAUGUGACAUUCGACAAGGAACCGAAGAAAAAGGCGAGGAAGGUCAAGGCAAAAGACGAUAAAUCGAGCGCACCGGGUUCAAAAGUAGGUUCAACAGAGUCAUCAGAAGUAACCUCGGAAGCUGUGUCGCAAGCCACAUCAGGAGCCAGCACGCCGAAAAGAAAGAGGGCGAAGAAGGCUGCAGCGUCUAAGGAGGAAGUUAAGGCGGCAUAUGGGAUGGAUUUGGAUAAGGUAGGCACCACGGUUAAAGUAGAUACGUCAGUUAAGGAAGCAGGUGUGGAAACAGUAGAAAAGGCUCACAAGGUAGAUAAGGUAGAAGGAGCUGAGUCACCCGAAAAGGCAGAGAAGGGAGACAAGGGAGCAAAGUCGGACAAGUCAGACGCCUCAAAGCGUAAAACAAAGGGUGACUCGGAGCCUAAGCCGAAAAAGCCAAGAGUGUCCAAGGCAGCCAAAUCAGAAGGUUCAUCAGGUUCAGGUGAUAAGCCAGUAGCAACAGGCCCCGAAGAAAAGGCAGAUAAGAGCGACAAGGCUAAGACAGGAAAGGGAAAGUUAGGCAAGAAGGUUGAAAAGGCAGAUAAAACUGAUAAAAGUGAGAAACCGGAAAAGAGCGACAAGGGAGAGAAACCGGAAAAGAGCGACAAGGGAGACAAACCGGAAAAGAGCGACAAGGGAGACAAACAGGAAAAGGUUAAAAAGGCUAAAAAGGUAGAGUCAGCUGAUAAAAAAACAGAAGAAGGGGAUAAGGCUCUGGCAACGCUUAAAGGAGCAAAGACUGCUAAGAAGGCCGAUAAGGAUAAGAUGACAAACGAGGAAGUGCUCGACGCACUCAGUAAGCUGGACGACGUACCGCUGGGAGAGUUGAAGGACAGGAUGAGAGCACUGGCACCCUCAGAGUCGGACUCAGAUACAGACUCAGACACGUCGAGUAGCGACUCGGACUCGAGUGUAGACUUAAAAGCGCUGAUGAAGGAGCCAGUUAAGAAGGGAGUGUCUGACGCAAAGGACCAGGAUAAGGACACUGACUCAGAUACGGAGACAGACAGCGACUCAGACGAGUCAGACGACGGGUUCAUAAGGCCAGUGAAGCCCACAUUGGGUGUUUCUGGAGUUAGUAGCGGCCUCACUAAAUCGAGUGACGAUGACAGCAGCAGUGACAGUGAAGACUCAGACGACUCGAUUGGACCAGUUAGGCCAGCUAAGCCAGUUGCUGAGUCUGCUAAGCCAGUCACGGAGUCUGUUAAAUCAGCUAAGCCAACCAAAGUCUCCCUUAAGGCUGUUAAGCCAGCUAAAUCCGUUGAACAUGUUAAACAAUCUAAGGAAUUUGGUAAGCCAACUAAGGAGUUUGGUAAGCCAACUAAGGAGUUUGGUAAGCCAACUAAGGAAUUUGCUAAGCCAACUAAGGAGUUUGGUAAGCCAACUAAGGAAUUUGCUAAGGGUGAAAAGAAGGAAAAGGCCAAGUCGGAUAAGGAUAAGGCUAAAAGACCCAGAAAGCAAGACGAAGAGGAGGAAGAAGAAGAGGCCUCUCCCACUAAGAUGGCAAUGACUGAAUCGUCAGGAGACCAGUUUAUCAACAAGGAGCGUCUUGAGACGUCGUUCAAGGCGAAGGCAGAAGCUCCCCAAGGGUGCGAAAUAUACUGCGGCAACCUGCCAGUGAAUGCGACGGAGGAUGAGCUGAGGGAGCUCUUCGAAGAGUGCGGACUCAUCACGAGGAUCAACAAGUUCAGCAACAAGGGCAUCGCCUUCAUCACGUUCGCGACGCCGGAGUCGGCGCAGAAGGCAGCGGAGUACAACAACUCGCCGUACAAAGGGAAGCUGCUGAACAUCAACGUGACGACGAACAGGCCGGCGAAGGGAGGCUUCGGAGCAAGAGGGGAAGAGGGCGCCAAGUUCGGCUUCAAGGGGAAGCCCUCGGAGGCGACGGUCAGCAACGAGAUCUGCAUCCGCAACCUCAACUUCAACAGCAGCGAGGAGGGCCUGCGGGAGCUCUUCAGCGAGUGCGGCCAGGUCACGCGCUGCUACCUGCCCAAGUUCCAGGACUCGGGCAAGCCCAUGGGCGUCUGCUUCAUCAGCUUCACGACGGUCGAGGCCGCGAGGCGCGCCGUCGAGUACGACCAGACUGAGAUCGACGGCAGGACCGUAUCGAUUCAGUACGCGCUGCCGCGCAACAGGUUCUCGAACCGGGGCCGCGCCGCCAAGGGCAGGUUCACCACGGGCGGCUCCCGGGUCGCCACGUUCGCGCGCUCCUCAGGCAAGUUCGAGGGCGAGCGCAGAGGCGGCUCCCCCAAGUUUUCCCACGACAAGGGCGGCUUUGCGAGGUCGGCGCCCGCGACAGCCGUCUCCGACCUGUCUGGGGACGCGAAGCCAAAGUCGAUACUGUUUGACGACGACGACGAGUAA